GGGCCGCUCCCUGGCGGCCCUGUACCGGCGGCUAGACUGCGCAUGUGUGUCAGUGGCCUUAGCGGCGGACCAGGCUGGCAGUUCCUUCCUCAGAAGGAGAGAUUCCUCUGCCAUGGAGUCCUACGAUGUGAUCGCCAACCAGCCUGUCGUGAUCGACAACGGAUCCGGUGUGAUUAAAGCUGGUUUUGCUGGUGAUCAGAUCCCCAAAUACUGCUUUCCAAACUAUGUGGGCAGACCCAAACACGUUCGUGUCAUGGCAGGUGCCCUCGAAGGCGACAUCUUCAUUGGCCCCAAAGCGGAGGAGCACCGAGGACUGCUCUCCAUCCGCUACCCCAUGGAGCACGGCAUCGUCAAGGACUGGAACGACAUGGAGCGCAUCUGGCAAUACGUCUAUUCUAAGGACCAGCUGCAGACUUUCUCAGAGGAGCAUCCUGUGCUCCUGACGGAGGCGCCUUUAAACCCACGGAAAAACCGGGAACGAGCUGCUGAAGUUUUCUUCGAGACCUUCAAUGUGCCAGCCCUCUUCAUCUCCAUGCAAGCUGUGCUCAGCCUUUACGCCACCGGCAGGACCACGGGUGUGGUGCUGGAUUCUGGGGAUGGCGUCACCCACGCCGUGCCCAUUUAUGAGGGCUUUGCCAUGCCCCACUCAAUCAUGCGCAUCGACAUCGCUGGCCGGGACGUCUCUCGCUUCCUUCGCCUCUACCUGCGCAAGGAAGGCUAUGAUUUCCACUCAUCCUCCGAGUUUGAGAUUGUCAAGGCCAUAAAAGAAAGAGCCUGCUACCUAUCCAUAAACCCCCAGAAGGAUGAGACGCUAGAGACGGAGAAGGCACAGUACUACCUGCCCGACGGCAGCACCAUUGAGAUUGGUCCUUCCCGAUUCCGGGCACCUGAGCUGCUGUUCAGGCCGGACCUGAUUGGUGAGGAGAGCGAGGGCAUCCAUGAGGUGCUGGUGUUCGCCAUCCAGAAGUCUGACAUGGACCUGCGGCGCACACUUUUCUCUAACAUCGUCCUUUCGGGAGGCUCCACCCUGUUCAAAGGUUUUGGUGACAGGCUAUUGAGUGAAGUGAAGAAAUUGGCUCCGAAAGAUGUGAAGAUCAGGAUAUCUGCACCGCAAGAGAGACUGUAUUCCACAUGGAUUGGGGGCUCCAUCCUCGCCUCCCUGGACACCUUUAAAAAGAUGUGGGUCUCUAAGAAGGAAUACGAGGAAGACGGUGCCCGAUCCAUCCACAGGAAAACCUUCUAAUAUUGGGACAUCAUCUUCACCUCUCUCUGAAGUUAACUCCACUUUAAAACUCGCUUUCUUGAGUCGGAGUGUUUGCGAGGAAUUGCCUGUGUGUAUGAGUGUGUGUGUGGGUGUGUGGGUAUGAGUGUGUGCGCAUAUGCGAGUGCCGUGUGGCCCGGGGAUCCCGGGGAUCCCAGGGAUCCCGGGGCCCAGAAAGGACGAUGAACUACCCACGAUGGUGACGGCCUGAGACCUGGGGUUGACCACUAACUGGCCCCUGACAGGGAAGAGUGCUGGCAGAGGGCCCUGCUCCGUCAGCGGGGUCUUUGGCUGGCUGUGUGGGACUAUGUUUACUACCAUAGGGAGACAGAGAGGGAGGUAAACCCAAGCCCCAGGAGACCUUGCUGCUGCCCAUCCUAGGCUGGGCCAGCCCCACCCCUACCCCACCCAGGGUGCCCUGCGGCCCAAGGCAGCUGCUGCCUCCCCUUGCUCAUCAUUCUGCUCUCAAUGCCUCUUGAUCACAGACUGAGGGCCAGGGUUGAGUUCUGUCUGGUUUUGUUGCAGUUUGGGUUUAGAAAGCUGGAAAAGCACUCCAGGAGCGGUUACUGAGACUUCGGUAUCAGGAGGGGGCAGGAUGCCCUCAUCUUCACCUGGAGACCAGGACCACACUGGGCAUUUGAGGAGAGCAGGAGUAGUGCUACUUCUGAUGGGUGGCAGAGUUAACGCUCUAACCCCCAACCCCCAUCCGGGGAUCUCGGGAGAGUUUCAGGAGCCUGUUGGCCCCAGGCCCUUGCUUUCCAUCCAUCCAUGGGCAAAGCCAUCUUCAGUUUUAUUUAUUGAAGUGUUUGUUCAGUACAGGGACUGGAGCGAGGGAGCUCACUGCCUCCUGCCCGCCAGUCACCCUGUUCACACUAACGUUUACAGCACCUAAGCUUAGCAUAGCAUCCAGGGACCCGCCACUCCCUGCUAACGGUGAACUGACAGUAUCCGUAGGCCUCAGGACCAUUUGGGAUCAGAGGCUACACUCAGAGUCACUCCAGCCUCUUUCUUUCUCCCUCUUCCACUUGCUCACCACCCUGGAAUCAACAGGCUGGUUGCUGGUUGGAUUUUCUGAAACAGGAGGUAGAAUCACCCUUUGGCAGAGGCUGCUAGCAAAGGAGGGGUGCUGGGGAUCCAGCCUCCUUAGGACUGGAGAAAGAGCUGCGAGUAAGUUGCCUUUUCCCACGCUAGCUGACCCAGGGGGGACUAGGCUGUAGAGGCGAGACAGCCCCCUCUGGGCUGAUUUGUGCCAUUCUUGUCUUUGCACUUGUUUGGUUAGGGAGGGGCCAGACCAGAGUGCCAGGAGCUGAUGGGCUCAGGCUCACCUCCUCUGGUCCAGUGGGGCCAGGUGCCUACCCUGGACUGGGCUGGCCUGGCAGUGGUCCCAAGGCUCUUCAGGCCAGAUGGUGCAAAGCUGGGGCUAGCAGAUAUUCACCGGCACCCUCACCUGUGACACCAAGACCUGCCCUGAUCCCAGAUUCCAGGCAGUAUUCUCCCCCAUGCCGUCCAACGACCAAAGGCCCUGCCAGGUGUGGGCCACAGCAGCAGGUGUGUGUGAAAGCGAUGUGGCGACCCACAGACUGCAGUGUGCUUAACCAGCUCACCUCCCCCGCCCUUAGCCCAAGCCUGUCCCUCGCACAGCCUCGCACAAACCACGUUGCCUGGUGGGGCCCAGUGUACUUAAAUAAACUCGUUCCAAUAGACACAUCA
Globicephala melas (long-finned pilot whale) is the source of this 2971-nucleotide messenger RNA. It is a transcript of the gene ACTR1A, whose product is annotated as actin related protein 1A. The record is from RefSeq and is a predicted model, not a curated record. Lineage: Eukaryota; Metazoa; Chordata; Mammalia; Artiodactyla; Delphinidae.